AUGAGCGCCAAUUCAGCAAAGCUUGGCCAGGGUGCCAAAAUACCACAAUCAACCACCUCCAGCAUGACAUCAAGCAAUCCGUCGAUCUUACUGGAUAAAUUCAACGGAAGACGCUCAACCCCUGAUUCCGAGGCUUUGGCUAGUUCAGACGACGAAGGUGACCGCCAAGACCAUCACCAACCUGCAAUUCAACCCCAGAAGCCCACGAGACGAGCAUCUUGGUUGAACGACACGACUCAGUCUAGCGCUCAGCCUCGUAAAGGAUCCUUUGCUUCUAGCUCAAUGUCCCCGACAACAUCUCAUCCGAGCACACCUUCUGCCGAGUCUAGUACUUGGGGUGCACAUGCUCAAGGCACGGCUGGCGUUGGACGAGGGCAUUCGGGCUCAAGUACGUUUCCAUGGGGCAGUGGUAUUUGGAACAAUGACGCUCGGAAGGAGCCUCCUUCAAGACUCACAGAGGUCCUCCCUUCACCAACUUCAAUUCAUCCCUCGGGCUCUGGUAAUGGGUAUUUCGGCGACGUAAACCCUCCCAGAGAUCCGCCCCCGAACCCUACAAUUCCUUUUGCUAUUCCUCUCCAUCCUACACCAAAGACGUACCGGUCUCAAUCAUACUCGGUUGGACAACUGGAUCCCGAUUCACCUGCCUCUGCGGUCUCUGCUGCUAGUGGUCCCGGUUUCUCUGGACGAGGGCGACCACUACAACACUCUGGCCUUCAACAUCGUCCAUCAAGACCAAGCAUGCUAAGCGAAAUGUCAAAUGAAGGUGGCCUUAGUAAGCUAAAGGAAGUUGACGACGAUGACGAUGAAAGCACGAAUGGCUCUAACCACGGUGUGGCUCUUCAAUCAAAUGAAGCCAAGACGAUCGAAAUCCUCGCCCGCGAAAACGCAAUUCUGCGACAACAACAACAAUAUCAAAACUCGCGCAUUCGACCUCGGUCCUCCACGAGUAAUGCUUAUGGCUUAGGUGGGGCAUAUUCUAUGCAAGAACCGCUGCCUGAAGAGUCAGAUUACGCCAUUGAUGAGCUCGACGAGAUCAAUGAACUGCAAGAGAUUACUUCGAAGGGUCUGUUGGCUCGUAGAAUGAGCGAGUAUAGUGUGGCUGGUCAACAGCGUCCUCCCUCCUACAAUUCUCUUGAGAAUCGCAAGCUCGAAAACGUGAAGAAGGCCUAUUGGCAGAGCUCCCUUGGUUUUGGUGGACUGGCCGAUAUCCCUCAGAGUCGACGCCAUUCUUUCGCUGAUGUCCCGGCCCGGCAAGGUUCAGUGAGCUCUACUGGUGAUGUCUUAUUACCUCACGAGAGCAGCUUGCAAGAGAGUAUGUCUCCAAAGGAUUAUCAGAAUAGAUAUCAAGACACGACUGGCUAUAGUGUCAAUGAACAUGCGGCAAAUUAUUUCGGCGGUAUUGCUACCCUUCCUCGAAACGUCGACGCAUACGGCACCACAAUCUUCCAACCAUCCGCCUACCCAUACGCUGCGCAAUAUGGUGGGGGACGGGCUACAUCUCCUCAUCGUAGUAUGUACAGUGGUGGCCUUGCACAACCUCGCCACAACCAGCUCUUGUAUAUUGUCCUCUUCAAAUGCUCGAGAGCAGACGUUUUCUACGUUCAAGAAGGAACAGGUCUCUCGGUCAAGCCAGGAGAUCUUGUUAUUGUCGAGGCAGAUCGUGGAACGGAUUUGGGCACUGUCGCUCGAGACAAUGUCGACUGGGCAUCAGCCAAGGAGUUAAAGGAACAUUAUGCCGAGGAGCACUACAAAUGGCUUAUGAUGUACUCCCAAGGCGCAGCAGGCAAUUCCGAUGGCACCGGCGCUGGCUUAAUGGCGGCAUCGAAUGGUCUCCAAGGAAGUGCUGUUGGUGGAAUGGGACCCCCAAGCCAGCACGGCAUGCAAGAGCCUAAUCCUGGUGAGAUUAAACCAAAGAUCAUUAAGCGUUUGGCCCAGAACCACGAAAUUCAAGCGCUUCGAGACAAGGAGGGGAAUGAGGCAAAGGCAAAGAGAGUCUGUAUGCAAAAAGUCAAGGAGCACGGUCUUCACAUGGAGAUUCUCGACGCUGAGUUUCAGAUGGACUGGAAGAAGCUUACGUUCUACUACUUCGCUGAUGCUUAUAUCAACUUCAACUCUCUUGUUACGGACCUCUUUAAGGUGUACAAGACUAGGAUUUGGAUGUCUGCUAUAAACCCCGCCUCCUUUGCCAGUCCAUCCCUUGGUCUCCAAGCCCCAAGUGGCAUCGGACCAGGUGCUGUUGGUGUAAGCCGUACAGCUCAAAACGAGAGACGCCCACAACCAGCCGAGCAGUCCUCGUACGGCCUUCCUCAGGCAGGACGCGGCUAUCAAGGCGCUUUUGCCCAGCCCUUUACGUCUUCCCUAGAUAGAGCUGCAAUGCCCCCGACCGCUUUUCAACCUACAGGUUAUACAUAUGGGUACUCACCGUUCGCCGCUGCCCCCCGAAAUGUUACAGUCUCUCCCAGCGGCUUCGUUCCCAUGGACCCGUUCGGUGGAUUCCCAGCACCCUCGGAGUACCAAGGUCUUCCUGCUCGUUUCCCAUCCCCUCAUGGAACUACGCCGACCCACGAUACCAACGACUUCGGCAGAAAUUCCAAUGGUCUUCAGACAAACGAAACCUGGAUUAGUAGUUUUCAAGGCCUAUCCAUGAACACCCGCUAA
Molecule: messenger RNA, 2658 nt
Organism: Hyaloscypha bicolor E
Lineage: Eukaryota; Fungi; Ascomycota; Leotiomycetes; Helotiales; Hyaloscyphaceae
Product: PSP1-domain-containing protein
Exons: 3
Coding region: 1-2658 (885 amino acids)
Cellular component (GO): cytoplasm
Source: RefSeq, a predicted model, not a curated record